This is a messenger RNA of Labeo rohita (rohu), 2768 nucleotides long. RefSeq names its product BCL2 associated athanogene 3 (gene bag3). The record is from RefSeq and is a predicted model, not a curated record. NCBI's taxonomy places the organism in Eukaryota, Metazoa, Chordata, Actinopteri, Cypriniformes, Cyprinidae. Gene Ontology annotation, cellular component: nucleus; cytosol; cytoplasm. Gene Ontology annotation, molecular function: protein-folding chaperone binding; adenyl-nucleotide exchange factor activity. Gene Ontology annotation, biological process: negative regulation of striated muscle cell apoptotic process; protein stabilization; muscle cell cellular homeostasis.
ACAGUGAGCCCUCAGCUAGAACUUUCUCGGUAGUCUUCAGAGAGACCUUGGUGCUUCGAGAAACCCAUCCCCGUUUACAGUACGUCAUCAAACGGACCCUUUAAAGCGUCUGUAGCGGCUGUAAUGGCACAAUAUUCAGGAGCGAAGCAAUAUCAGAGUAUGAAAACACUGUCUCCAGUCGAAACGAUGGCAACUAACGAUCCUCUACCACCUGGGUGGGAGAUCAAAAUUGACCCGCAGACAGGUUGGCCGUUUUUUGUGGAUCACAACAAUCGCACAACGACGUGGAACGAUCCGAGGCAUGACACGAAAAAGAUAUUUUCAAAUGGCCCAUCUAUGUCCCCUGAGUCUCCUCAGGACAUGCACAAAUCCUUUAUUCAAGAGAUGAGGCAACCAAUGCUACGCCAGGGCUACAUCCCCAUCCCGGUCUCCCAUGAAAACACUGAACCCAGGCUGCAGCAGUAUCCGAGUUUCUCCUACAUCCAUCCAGUAGUGCAGCAAAAUUUGAGAUCAGAUGGACGUACGCCUUCCCCAACCCCAACAGCACACUGUCGGCCUAGAUCUCCAGUGCAGGCCCCAUCAGAGGCAUGUUUGUCUUGCUCACCUGCUUCACACGGGUCUGAGGUUCACCAACCACAGGGCACACACCAACAAAUGAGUGGCCUUCAUCAACAGCCCCGACCCAGCAAUACAGGUCUCCGGGCGGGCUACAUCCCCAUUCCGGUGAUCCACGAGGGUGUAGGGGGGGUCUCACAAUCCCAGCCGAGCCAAAGUUCUCAUCCCACACGAGAAAAAAUCCCAAUCUACCGUGAACAAGUGCCCAUUCAGAUUCAACAAAAUCGAGCUGCCAGUCCCAUCCUGGUUCCCUUAAGGGCCCAGUCACCAGUCAUGUCUCAGAUCAUGGGAGAGAGACCUCAGGUCCAGCAACACAUUGGACAUGCAGCAAUAUCACCUAAAGCUGAACAACCAGUUGAAGAAAUUGUCAGAUCGCCUACAUUUGAGAUUCCCAUUCAAAGAGUGUGUGAUAUUCCGCAGCAAAUACAUCAUCAGCCAGUACAACCACAACCACAACAACAACAACAACAACAACCUACACAAGCACCUCCACCACCUAAAGCACAACAACCCGUACCGCAAUCACCGCAGGUAUCAGAGACAUCCAAUAUUACCAUACAGUUUCCUCCAGCACCAGAACCCGAGGAAACCGCUGCCCCUCCAACACCUCAAGAGAUCCUGCCCCCACAAGUCCAGCCUGAGGAGACCCCAGAACCAGAUCUGAGCCACCCAGGACUGAUCAAAGUGCAGCAGAUAUUGGAACGUGUGGAGAAACUGGCACAAGAUGUGAAACAUUUCGAUGGGAAGAAGAAUGACAAAAGAUACUUGAUGCUGGAGGAGAUGUUGACCAAAGAACUUCUGGCUCUAGACUCGGUAGACCCUGAAGGUCGCCCGGAUGUGCGUCAGGCUCGGAGGGAUGGCGUCCGCAGAGUUCAAACCAUUCUAGAUGAACUGGAGAUGUUUGGAGAGCCGACGGAAGGCCUGGCCGGCGACACGUACCCUGAGGCGAAAGGAGAGCCGAGUAUGCUUGACUACGCAAACACAGAGAAGGUCAAGGAGAUUUCAUAAAAGGCACAAAUUUGAGAAGGACACUAAUCAAAUCUCCAUUCUUGUUUUUACUUGCGCAAUUAUUAUUAGUUGCAUGCACGAAUAAUUGAAGUUUUUUGUUGGAAAUGAUCUAACGUGAUUUGUUUACUGAGUGCAAUCAUGUGUGCUGUUACGUGAUGCUGCUGUUGUCGAAUCUCACCAUGCCAGUGUCUUGUAGCAAAAGACAUAGUGGUGACAAGUUAUAUUCAAAAACACAUGAAAACGAGGCCUUGAACCAGAAGAAAGUAUUUUAACGUUCAAAAAGUAUCUUUUGUACCAUGUUGAGUGAAUGAAUGAUAAAAUGUUUUUGAAUAUUCCUUAAGAAGUUGUUAAUGAAGUAGUGGGCUGUCAUAGUGAAAACGUUUAUUUGGUUUUUAAAGAUUUUCAUGUGUGGGCUAUGAAAAAAAUAUAAAGGCAUUCUGAUUUUAACUUAUGGGAAGGUUUUCAUUUAUAAAUUCAUGCCUUUAAAUAUAACCGUUUAAACAUCAGGUUGAAAGCGAGCUUUGCUGACAGAAUUCCCUAUGAUGGUUUGAAUGCUUGUCAGUAUUAUUAUUUGUUGAAUGACAGUGAUACAAAUGAUGAUAUAUUUUUAUUCUAUUUUUCUGUGCCAAAAUGAACAUUUCCAGUAUUAGGAAUGUUCAAAUGUUGAAUCUAAAAAUAUAAAAUUCUCAUAUAUGGUCGCCUUAUGAUUGAGGGCCGGGCUUGUUAAAGCAGCCAGGGUUAGUCCAAAGUUAUGCUGAUCUGUUAACUCGAAAGGUACUGAAACGAUCCCAUUUUAUCAAUCUUGUGCCCUUGAGGAAGGCAACUUGAACACUUGCUUUAAGGGACUAAAAAUUAGUGUACCAAAAAUUACUUUGUAUAAUGUAUCAGCUCAAUUCAGUUAAAACAAAGUGCUGUAUGUCUCACAUGACUGUUGUGAGACCUUUUUUAUCUCAGUGACCUGUUACUGACUCUGGUAUAGUACUAAUACUGCAAACGAAAUUGGUUUCAAAGUCUGUUUUGUGAAAUAGUAUGCAAUGUUCAGUGUUCACCGCUUGGUUAUUUGCAGUUUGUUAAAAUGUCGACAUGAUUUGGUGACAUAAGCAUGACUGCAAAUACAAUAUAAUAAAGCACUUUGCUUACAUGAA